Physcomitrium patens is the source of this 2259-nucleotide messenger RNA. Its product is annotated as putative pectinesterase 53. The record is from RefSeq and is a predicted model, not a curated record. Gene Ontology annotation, biological process: cell wall modification; pectin catabolic process. Gene Ontology annotation, molecular function: pectinesterase activity. Lineage: Eukaryota; Viridiplantae; Streptophyta; Bryopsida; Funariales; Funariaceae.
ACUCAUUGUCGAUCCUUCUCAUGACUAAGACAUGAUGUCAAGUCACUGCUGUGCCGCAGGAAGGGCACAGCACCACCACUCACAAUGGUUGCGUGGACUACACAGUGGGUUUUGUCUCAUCUCAGGUUGCGUGCACUAUAGCCUGCCUUGUUUUUAUCUCCAAUCUCCCUCCUGUCAGCCCCGUGCGGACGCGGCUGAUGUUGGCAAGCUGUGGCACUGAGGGUUAAAUGAACUGGGCGUUGGUGAAAAUGUGAGCCUUUUCGCAUGAGUUGGUGCAGCAGCAGCAGGAGAGAAGGGGUGGUCGGGUAACUCAUCAUGUGUUGAUUCUAGCAUCAGUAAAGUGCGGGAACUUGUCGAAGGAAUCAUGAGAUCCGUGACACUGGUCAAGGGGAGCAGCUGAAGCUUACCACAUCCACCCUGUCAUCAGCCUUGGGUAGUUGUCCUCUACUUCUACCCCAAUUGGCGCUGUGUAGAUUUAUUCUUGAGCGCUCCCUUCCUUCCUGCCUGAACUCCCUCACAGUGUUUUUUUGCACUCCCGGGUUGCUUGCAGUCGAGAGAUGGUUGCUUUGGGGAAAUAAAAGCUGCGGCGUUUGGGGUCGAAGUUGGAUCUUUUUCCUCUGAGGAUCGUCGAAUCUGGACCUAAGCUGCAGCGAGUGCUGUGUUGACAGAAGCCCAGCGAUGAAGCCUGGAGGUAGUAGUGCGAGUUUGUGGUUUGACUUGAGAAGGGAUUGAGCUAAGAAGAAGAUUUGCAAUGGUUCUGGCAAAGCUGUUGGUGCACCGUCUUCAGAUUACAGUAGUGUUGCAUUGCACGCCUCUUGUCGUGAGACUGAGUUCAGUGUAAUACAUUUAUCAUGGCGCGGCUGUGGGGCUCAAUUUUUAUCUUGGUGUUCUUCUCCUUGGUUUCUUCAUUGGAGCUAGUCAGCUCCGCAUCAGAAGUUACGUCAAGUCGUUCCAAGGCGAUUGCCAGUUUCCAAAGUUGGGUAGACAGAGUUGGCGCAAACCAUUCUGCUUUCGAAAACACGGCGAAGUCCUCAGGCAGUACUGGAGACUUGUCCCGCAAGGUCGCCGAGGGGGUGAUUGUAGUUGAUCAGAGUGGCGCCGGACAUUAUAAGACCAUCAAUGAAGCAAUCAAUGCAGUCCCUCUUCACAACAAAUAUGCGGUCACCAUCAAAGUGAACCCUGGAAUAUACAUUGAAAGGGUAAUGGUACCCAAGAGCAAGUGGCGCAUUACUUUGCAAGGAUCUGGCCGAGAUGUGACCAAAAUCACGUCGAGAAAUGCUGCAGGCGAUACAGGGACAACGUACACAACCUCAACCUUCGGCGUUAGCGCUCCUUACUUCACAGCGAGAAACAUCACAUUUGAGAACUCGUCACCUCUUCAAAUCGGAGGAGCUCAGCAACAAGCGGUCGCGUUGCGAACAACGGGCGAUUUUAAUGCCUUCUACGGAUGUGCUUUCCUUGGGCAGCAGGACACUCUCUACGACGACAGAGGCCGCCAUUACUUCAAAGAAUCUCUUAUUGUGGGCUCUGUAGAUUUCAUUUUCGGCGACGGGAAAUCAUUGUAUCAGAACUGCGAGUUGAGAGUGCUACCCUCAUCUGGUGGAUCUCUAACAGCCCAAAAGAGGUUGAGCUUCAGUGAGGAUACUGGCUAUUCUUUUGUGAACUGCAAAAUUACGGGCUCCGGCCCUUCUACAGUGUACUUGGGACGGGCAUGGGGACCUUAUUCUAGAGUGGUAUUCGCUUACUCCGAGUUCGCCGACAUCAUCAACCCUGUAGGCUGGUACAAUUGGGCUGAUCCCGCCAGGGAACGCACCGUGUUUUACGGGCAAUACAAGUGCUUCGGACCUGGCGCAAACGAAGCAAGCAGAGUUGGGUGGUCUGUAGAACUCACCGACGCUCAGGCCGCACCCUUCAUGACCCUUGGGUACAUCGAUGGUGGAUUGUGGGUGACAGAAGAAUGAAGUUGAGAGUGAGGUUAAAAAUGGAUCCGAAUACGGAGUUGUAAACCGUGUUAUAAUUUGCUGUCAUGGUCAGAGGAUUGAGGAAAACAGCAUUAAUUGUGAACAUGAACGACAGUAAGAAUGGUGCUCUUGUGAAGGUACUCUUGAAAUUUCAUUAAGCACUCAUUUCCAAAAUGUGGUACCUGAAAGAGUACUGUACUGAACUCUGCGUCAGAAAUGAGAUAUAUGAUGCUUCUCUCACUCUCCGGAGCUGUAAGAUGAGUCAAAUGCUUCAAUAAUUUCCCAAGAUAUUCAUUUC